Heterostelium album PN500 is the source of this 2313-nucleotide messenger RNA. It is a transcript of the gene hspH, whose product is annotated as heat shock protein Hsp70 family protein. Lineage: Eukaryota; Evosea; Eumycetozoa; Acytosteliales; Acytosteliaceae. The record is from RefSeq and is a predicted model, not a curated record. Gene Ontology annotation, cellular component: cytosol; nucleus. Gene Ontology annotation, molecular function: ATP binding; ATP-dependent protein folding chaperone. The transcript has 2 exons. The coding region runs from base 1 to 2313 and encodes 770 amino acids. Gene Ontology annotation, biological process: protein folding.
AUGUUUGUAGUAGGAUUUGAUUUCGGUACAAAGCAAUGCACUAUUGCCGUUGCUCAAAAGGGUGGUGUCGAUGUUAUCGCCAAUGAAGUUUCCAAUCGUCUUACACCAUCUUUAGUUUCAUUCGGUGAAAAAGAAAGAUAUAUUGGUGAACCAGCUGCAACCAAUCAUUUAAGAAAUAUUAGAAAUACAAUUACAAAUAUUAAGAGAUUCAUUGGUGUAAAAUUUGCAGAUGUUCAAGAUGAAUUGAAAUCGGAAUCAUUCAAUGCUUUCGAGUUACCAAAUGGACAGAUUGGAUUCAAUGUACAGUUGUGUGGUGAAUCUCGUCAGAUCAGUGCAGUAGCAACUUUGGGUAGUUUGUUGGGAAAGUUAAAGAGAACCACAGAGGCUUUUGCUAAAGCUCCAUUGAGAGAGGUCGUAGUCUCUGUUCCAGUGUACUGGACCGAGUACCAAAGACGUGCUCUCUUGAACGCCGGUACCAUCGCCGGUCUUAAUAUCACUCGUUUGAUCAACGAAUCCACUGCCACCGCGCUCUCAUACGGUAUCUACAAGGAUUUGCCAGAGGACAACCCAUUGAAGGUCAUGUUUAUCGAUAUCGGUGACAGCUCCACCACUGUAUCGGCCAUCGACUUUAAGAAGGGACAACUCCAAGUCAAGGCAACCGCAUGCGAGAAGGACGUCGGUGGUCGUAACUUUGACGCAACCCUCCUCAAGUAUUGGGCCAAUGAAUUCAAAAAGAACUACAAGAUCGACAUUUACGAGAACAAAAAGGCUUUGAUUCGUACACAACAAGCUUGCGAGAAGCUGAAAAAGAUGUUGUCCUCCAAUUUCGAGGCACCAAUCUCUAUUGAUUCGUUGAUGGACGACAAGGACGUCAAGGGAAUGAUGAAUCGUGACCAAUUCGAGGCUUUGAUCCAAUCGGAUCUCGAAGCACUCUUGGUACCAGUCAAGAAGGUCUUGGAAGCCACCGGAAUGACCCCAGAUCAAUUCAGCUCAAUCGAAGUCACCGGUGGUGGAACCCGUUCCACCUCUGUCCAAAAGAAGUUGGUCGAAUUCCUCGGUCGUGAUCUCUCAAAGACCAUCAACUCUGAAGAGUCGGUCUGCAGAGGUUGUGCUCUCCAGUGCGCCAUGAUGUCACCAGUCUUCAAGGUACGUCAAUUCGCUGUCAACGAAAUUGCCAGCUACCCAAUCCAAGUCCAAUUCAAGUCGGCCUCUGGUGACCAAAACCUCCAGGUAUUCAACAAUGUCAGCCCAGUUCCAUCGGCCAAGCCAAUUCGUUUCUCUUUCCCAAUCACCAAGGCCGAGCCAUUCCAAUUGUUGGUCACCGCACCAUACGGAACCCUCCAAACCAUCACUGUUAACAACGUACCAGCAUUCACCAACAAGACUACCGUCAAGGCACGUGUCUGGUUGGAUGUCCACGGUAUUUUCCAUCUCGAUGAGGUCAAGAUGGUCGAAACUCUCCCAGAGGAACCAGAGCAACCAAAGGAAGACAAGAUGGACGAAACCCAACAACACGAAGAAAAGAAGGAAGAAGUAAAGAAAGUAAAGGUACAAGAGACUCCACUCGAAUACACUGUAGUCAUCCCAUACCAAGACAAGGCUGAACUCAUGAGAGAGGUCGAAGAGGAAGGAAAGAUGCACGCCGCCGAUUGUUUGGCAAGUGAAACCGCCGACAAAAAGAAUGCUUUGGAGUCAUACAUCUAUGACAUGCGUUCAAAGCUCUCUGGUGCACUCAAGCCAUUCGCCACCGAACAAGAAUCCAACAAUCUCAUGUCAUUGUUGACCACCGCCGAAGACUGGCUCUACGGAGACGGUGAGGAUGCCACCAAGUCUGUAUACGUCGCCAAGCUCGACGAACUCCAAAAGAUUGGAAACCCAAUCGAGAAGCGUCGUACCGAUCGUGAGAACUACCCAGAGGCUGUCGAUGGACUCCGUCAAUCCACCUCGUUCUACAAACACGAAGCCUCAUCCAAUGCCGAAAAGUAUGAGCACAUCGCCCAAGAAGACAAGGACAAGAUCAUUGCCGAGUCUGAUCAUUUGGCACAAUGGGUCGAAUCAUUGGUUGCCAAAGAAAAGAGCGUUCCAGUCACUCAAAACUGCACCAUCAACAUUGCCGAAGUCAACACUAAACGUCAACAAUUUGAAACAAUGGCCAAACAAAUCUUGAACAAACCAAAGCCAGCCCCACCAAAGCCACAAACUCCACCAACCCCACAACCAGCUUCGACUUCGACUCCAGAUCAACCACAACCAGAGAAACCAACUGAAACUCAACAACCACCAGCUCAAGAUGCCAGUAUGGAAUGUGAUUAA